AUGACCUCCAGAACGCGCCUGUGUUUUUUCAUCUCUAUUAUUUAUAUAUAUUAUAAAUUAAGGAAAACUUUUGUUUUAUAUCUCACAGGAACUCGAAAACAUAAGCUGCAUUACAGAAAGGAAGUAGAAAUGAGAACCACACUUCAGGAGUUCUUACUCUACCUUAUUUUUUUAAUAAACGUAUGUAUAUUGACUUUUGGGAUGGUAAACCCACAUAUGUAUUACUUAAACAAAGUUAUGUCAUCUCUAUUUUUGGACACGUCUGUGCAUGGUGAAGAAAGAACCAACUUUAAGUCUAUUCGCAGCAUAACUGACUUUUGGAAGUUUAUGGAAGGACCCCUUUUGGAAGGCCUGUACUGGGACUCAUGGUACAAUAACAAGAAUUUGUAUGACUUAAAGAACAGCAGUCGCAUCUACUAUGAGAACAUACUUUUAGGAGUCCCCAGAGUCCGUCAACUAAAAGUCCGCAACAACACGUGCAAGGUCCAUUCAUCCUUUCAGUCCUUGAUGAAUGAAUGUUAUGACAAAUACACUUCUGAAAAUGAAGAUCUGUCUGAUUUUGGCCUUAAAUAUGAUACUGAAUGGAAGUACUCUGCUCCUAGUAUCCACUCCCCUUGGCAUUGGGGAUUUACUGGUGUUUACCGAAAUGGGGGAUAUAGUUUCACUUUAUCAAAAUCAAAAUCUGAAACCCUAAACAAGUUCAUUAAUCUUCGAAUGAACAGCUGGAUCACAAGAAGCACUAGAGUUAUUUUUAUUGAUUUUUCAUUAUACAAUGCUAAUGUAAAUCUGUUUUGCAUCAUCAGAUUGGUGGCAGAAUUCCCUGCAACUGGAGGAAUACUUACUUCAUGGCAGUUUUACUCUGUGAAGCUCCUUAGAUAUGUUAGCUACUAUGAUUAUUUUAUUGCUUCCUGUGAAAUCACAUUUUGUAUUUUUCUUAUUGUCUUCACAACACAAGAAGUCCAAAAAAUAAAAGAAUUUAAAUCUGCCUAUUUCAAAAGUAGUUGGAACUGGCUAGAAUUACUACUUUUAGUGUUGUGUUUUGUGGCCGUUUUCUUCAACUCAUACUGUAAUAUACAAAUUUUUCUCUUGCUUGGACAACUGUUAAAAAGUACUGAAAAAUAUUCAGACUUCUAUUUUCUUGCAUACUGGCACAUUUAUUACAACAAUAUAAUUGCCAUAACCAUCUUCUUUGCCUGGAUAAAGAUAUUCAAAUUCAUAAGCUUUAAUAAGACAAUGUCUCAGCUGUCAUCAACCUUGUCCCGCUGUAUCAAAGACAUAGUAGGAUUUGCCAUCAUGUUUUUUAUAAUAUUCUUUGCUUACGCUCAGUUAGGAUUUCUUGUUUUUGGAUCACAAGUUGACGACUUUUCCACUUUUCAAAAUUCCAUAUUCACACAAUUUCGUAUUGUUCUUGGAGAUUUUAAUUUUGCUGGUAUUCAGCAAGCCAGUCAUAUCUUGGGACCCAUUUACUUCAUCACUUUCAUCUUUUUCGUGUUCUUUGUCCUGCUGAACAUGUUCUUGGCAAUAAUUAAUGAUACCUAUUCUGAGGUGAAAGCUGACUAUUCAAUAGGCAGAAGGCCAGAUUUUGAACUUGGUAAAAUGAUUAAAAAGAGUUACCACAAUGCUCUCGAAAAACUCAAACUAAAGAAACCUGAAACAGAUGAAGACAAGAAAAGUAGGAAAAGCAGAGAUUUGGCUGAACAAGCUAGAAGAGAAGGCUUUGAUGAAAAAGAGAUUCAAAGUGCAGAGCAGAUGAAAAAAUGGAAAGAGAGGCUUGAGAAAAAGUAUUAUUCUACAGAAAUUCAAGAUGACUACCAGCCUGUCAAUCAACAAGAAUUUCGAGACCUCUUUUUAUAUGCUGUGGAGCUGGAGAAAGAAUUACACUACGUCAGUUUAAAACUAAACCGAGUGAUGAGAAAGGUUUCAGCUCUACAAUAUUGAGGCAAGUGGAGGUGAGAAUCUGUGAUACAAUCAUGGAACAUUUCUAACGAUUUAUUCCUGUACUGAAUUAUUUCCAAAAUUUGUCCCCAUUUUGGGUACAUUUUAAAAGCACAAAACUAGCUACCAUCAAACUAUCGUCAGGGUCAAUGAUAAUCAUCAAAUGAUUUCUAGGAAUGGGACCCAAUAUAUAAUCCAUGUGUAUUACAACAUGUCUCCACAGUAUACACAUACAGGU
Messenger RNA from Physeter macrocephalus (sperm whale), 2173 nucleotides. It is a transcript of the gene PKD2L2, whose product is annotated as polycystin 2 like 2, transient receptor potential cation channel. NCBI's taxonomy places the organism in Eukaryota, Metazoa, Chordata, Mammalia, Artiodactyla, Physeteridae. Bases 1 to 1938 code for a protein of 645 amino acids. The transcript has 14 exons. Gene Ontology annotation, cellular component: membrane. The record is from RefSeq and is a predicted model, not a curated record. Gene Ontology annotation, molecular function: calcium ion binding; calcium channel activity. Gene Ontology annotation, biological process: detection of mechanical stimulus.